Molecule: messenger RNA, 1478 nt
Organism: Trachymyrmex cornetzi
Lineage: Eukaryota; Metazoa; Arthropoda; Insecta; Hymenoptera; Formicidae
Exons: 1
Coding region: 609-1439 (276 amino acids)
Source: RefSeq, a predicted model, not a curated record
CAAAAAAAUGCCGCUUCAACAAUAGUUACCGGCAGUGCAAAAUGCGAGAGCGCGCCGACUGAUGGCGCCACUAGUUGGCGCAGGCGCAUCUCGCACGUCAACAAGCGGCGCGUCCACUCAUCCUCCGCCACUCCGCGCGCGAAGCGAACAGUUGAUCUGUGAUUCGCGCAGUUUCCGCGUUGUACGCUCGUGCGGCUUCGGCGGCUUCGGCUCUCCCCACUCCAUCCCACUAGCGCCGAGCGCGUCGCUUAACCGCGUGGAGGGGACGUUGCUCUCGGCUCGCCGUGCGCGCGAGCGAGACAGACACAGCGUGGCCGCCAGUGCCAGUGCACGGCGUAGAACAGCGCGAUCCCAUUCUUUGUGUACGCGCCGCCGUAUUGCGUGUGCGUGACGCGUGACGUGACGGUGCAACACAACCGGUGGACAGUACGUCGUCGGCGCGGGGGAGAAACGUGCGUCUCGAUCAGUGACAGACAAGAUGGCGGAGUGUCUGGGUCUGGUGCGGUGGUAGUAGAGCGGUGCAUAUCGCACGGGCCGCGUCAACGUGUUGGACAACGCGGGGGGAGUUUCGGUUGUUGGCCAGAGCCUUGACAACAGCUGGACGCGACAUGGAGCGGACGGUCUCGGCGGCGACCAGACGCCGCGGUCACCAGCAUCAUCCGCGGCAUACCACGCGACGACGUCUCGACGCCUCCAGCAGAGGACCCGCGCAGUGUGGCCCUGCUGAUGCCGCCAGGAACACCACGUUUACCGGCGACGAGACGUCGCCCGCCAACGUGACCGUCGACGACCGACUUGGCGCGACGGAUCCGUCCGUGCCGCAAGUGACACUCGGCACGAGAUGGCCCACGAGGAUCAACGAGAUCGAGACGAAGGACUCGAGAACCCAGGUGCUCGAAGAGGAGAAGGAGAAGGAGAAGGAGAAGGAUGAUAAAGGAGACCGUAGGGACGACGACGUUCGACAAAGGCUCGCGCAGUGUAGCCCGGACGUUCCCGUGCUCGGCGAGAGUAAGAACGCCGAGCACGACGAGAUCCAGGAUCGGCCGGGUAGAAAGAGAAGAACCCACCGAUUCAGUCCUCGUAGGAAGAACUCUGCCGAGGAUCGCAACGAACGCGAUCCGCGAAGCAAGAGCAACUCGCCCGAGCCCGAGCACGCGGUCGCGAGGGCACGCGGCGACGGGAACUCCGAUGACGAGUCUGCCAACGUCGAGGAGGACCCUGAACUCGCGGAGCUAGCUAAGCUACGUUGUCCCAGCGAACGUACCGAGGUCCAGGCCGAGAGAGAGGCCCGCAGGCGGAAGAGAUGCGCCGAUUAUCCCGGGCUCGCCUUCGGCUGCUCCAUAUUCUCCAGCGACACGAUGAUGAAGUUCAGUCUGAUAAAGAACGAACUCCAGAAUAUCAUGGGCAAUCAGCUGAAGCGGGUCAGUAUCGCCGUAUGACAACGGCGUACCGCCGAAAUAGCGGCCGUGAUAGGUAAA